AAUUUACUUACACCCAUGUUGGACCCAAAAAGAAAUUCGAUAUAUCGACAUCGAAAAAUUUCCAUCGAUUUAUCGCACUCCAUCGGUUCCAUCGAUAAUAUCGAUGGUGCCAUCGAUGGGUUUCCCAGCUCUACAUAUUACUGCAACUGCAUUUUAAAUAUACACCCACACACACACACCCGCUCCAGCACUACUUGCAGAAAAGAACAACUAAAUAGAACACGCCGACAAUUGCUAGGUGAACAAAUGACCACCGCCUCCACAUCGCAACAUGCUUCGUCCACACUGAUGGCGGCCAGCGCUGGCUCGAGUUCGGCAACAGGCACGGGAGGAUCUGGUUCCAAUACCACCACAUCGACACCCAGUAGCUCAGCUGUUCGCGCCCUGGCCAUGGAAUAUAAAUCAUUGCAGGAAGAACCUGUCGAGGGAUUUCGUGUGAAAUUGAUUAACGAUGAUAAUCUCUUUGAAUGGGAGGUGGCCAUAUUUGGGCCACCGGAUACACUAUAUCAGGGUGGUUAUUUCAAGGCCCAUAUGAAAUUCCCCCAUGAUUAUCCCUAUUCACCGCCAUCCAUACGCUUCCUGACCAAAGUAUGGCAUCCGAAUGUCUAUGAGAACGGUGAUCUAUGCAUAUCGAUAUUGCAUCCACCUGUCGAUGAUCCCCAAAGCGGUGAAUUACCAUGCGAACGUUGGAAUCCCACACAGAAUGUGCGAACGAUUCUAUUGUCAGUUAUAUCCUUGCUCAAUGAACCGAAUACAUAUUCGCCGGCAAAUGUAGAUGCAUCAGUGAUGUAUCGAAGAUGGCGAGAUUCACAGGGUAAGGAUACAGAGUAUCCCAAUAUUAUCAGAAAGCAGGCUCUAGCCGCGAAUGCCGAGGCUAAGCGGGAGGGCAUUGUUGUACCCAUGACUCUGGAGGAUUACUGCCUUAAGCCCACACGAAAAGUCAAUACAGAAUCUGGCUUAGAUCCCAAUUUUUAUGAUGAUGAUUUUGAUCUAGAGACCGAAGAUGAUUUGCCGACAGACGAUGAUUUCGAUGACGAUGACGAGGAUGAGGACGAUGAUGAUGAAGAUGAUGAUGAACAGCAAAAGGAGCUUAGUGCCGACAUUUGCAAAAAUAAGUGCAACAAUAAUGGACUGGGAGUGGCAAGAGCAGCGGCUGCCGAAGCCGAUGGCGAUGCCGAAUCGGCCGAUGAUAGCGGUAAAGGGGAAACCACAUAAUUAGGGCCCAAACCACACCAGCACCACCACAACCACCACCAACCAACUAACCAACCAGCCGAUCCUUUUUCAUCUUCAUCAACUCACCUAACUUCUCUUGCUCUCCUAGGCCACACGUAGGCCAACACUUUUCAUUUCUUCUUAAAAAAAAAAAAACAAACAAAAAGCAACAAAAAAAAUGCUAUUAUUAAUAUGAUUAAUGCCUAAUUAUAAAGCAGGAUUAAGACGAAAAAAGGAUCAGAUGCAACUCAAUUAGACUUUAGUUUAAUUAGUUCGACUUUUAUAACAUCAACAAAAGUGCAAGCUAAAUUCAAAUUGGCGAGUAAAUUUCAAAAUUAAGUCAAAUUAUCGAAAUUAUACAUCAUCUUCAGAAGAUAAAUAUUCAAGCAUAUAUAUUUUUAAUUUUUUUUGUAACAUAACGAGCAAAACAUUUUACCAUUAACACAUAAAUUUAAAGUUUUCAUUUGCCCAAUAAUUUUUCUUUAUGCUUGUGGUUUAAUUUAAUUUUAAUCACUUAAAAUCAUCUAGACUCCCAAUAAAAUAGGCUUAUUAUUAAA
Drosophila willistoni is the source of this 1772-nucleotide messenger RNA. RefSeq names its product ubiquitin-conjugating enzyme E2 R2. NCBI's taxonomy places the organism in Eukaryota, Metazoa, Arthropoda, Insecta, Diptera, Drosophilidae. Gene Ontology annotation, molecular function: ubiquitin conjugating enzyme activity. The record is from RefSeq and is a predicted model, not a curated record. The transcript is spliced from 3 exons. The coding region runs from base 16 to 1215 and encodes 399 amino acids. Gene Ontology annotation, biological process: ubiquitin-dependent protein catabolic process; protein polyubiquitination.